Fusarium venenatum is the source of this 1959-nucleotide messenger RNA. RefSeq names its product fungal-specific transcription factor domain-containing protein. The record is from RefSeq and is a predicted model, not a curated record. Lineage: Eukaryota; Fungi; Ascomycota; Sordariomycetes; Hypocreales; Nectriaceae. Gene Ontology annotation, molecular function: DNA binding; zinc ion binding; DNA-binding transcription factor activity, RNA polymerase II-specific. Gene Ontology annotation, biological process: regulation of DNA-templated transcription; DNA-templated transcription.
AUGUCGGGCCACCGUCUACGGUCGCAGAACAUCUCGGCGAGAAGGGCACAGCCGUCUGGUGUUGAUGUGCCAACUAGACGUGCUUGCGUUAAUUGCCGUCAACGAAAGAUUCGCUGUGACAUCGUUGACAAAGGUGUCCCUUGUACAAAUUGUAGUACUCACAGCCGACCUGGAUGUAGAUCGUGUCCCAACAAGAAGGAAGCCAGACAGUUUUUGCGUCAAUUAGCUGUUCUAGCUCCACUCCGUCCGCGACAGCCAAACAAUUCACCAACGCCGACAUCAUCUUUUGUUGUCGCAUCAGAAACUUCAUCCCCAGAAGAAGGUGGGGAGAUCGAACUCGGGGCCCAUGUCUUGAACGACAACGAUGCAAGAGAUGCAGAGCUUGGACAUCGAACUCGAGCACACUUCAUCGGAAAUGAUCUUUCUAACUGCAACUACCUGUUCCGUCAAAGCUCUUCGAAUGUGGGCUACGAUAAUAUCUUCCACUUUAACAACGGCCAAUUGGAAUCCAGCCAUGACUGGUAUGAAAGGCACGGUGUCACAGGAGAGCCGCUGGAACGUCCAGACAAGCAGCUUGAGAUGCGACUGAUAAGAGCCUAUUUUGAUCAAAUCAACCGUGGAUGGCCGAUAGUCGAUGAGGAGUUGUUCAUGACACAAUAUCAUGGCCAAGACCCGACCAAUCCAACUUGCCUGACACUUCUGAAUGCCAUUAUGCUUGUAGGAGCCCACGCUCUGGCAUCGCAUGAUGAGAGCAUGGUUCCUCUUCUUCGUGUUUUCUUCCAAAGAACCAAGAUUCUUUUUGAAUGUGAAUCUUGGCCUGACAGACUUGUCUACAUCCAAGUGCCUCUCCUGAUGACUUGGUAUUCUGACGCCAACGCUUGGCACUGGAUUGGUAUCGCUACCAGAACCGCUAUGGCUAUAGGACUGCAUCGAGAUACCACCCACUCAAAGAUGAUGCCAGUGUACAAACGUGUGUAUACUCGGCUGUGGUGGGUGCUCUUCCAGUUCGAUACGAUCGCGUCUGUAUCAUCUGGUCGACCUCAAGUUAUAAAUCUCGAUGAUUCCGAUGUCCCAGAUAUCCAGCCUUGGCACGUUGAAAGUAUUUCUGAAGCAGAGAUCGAGUUUGUCGUAUUUCAUGUACAGUUGUGCAAGAUUAUAUCAGAAACGACAAGAAAGGGUUGGUCACUUCGAGCGACUCCAGAGGCAAAACUCGAAGCUAUUAAAAAAGCCGACGAGUCACUCGGAAAUUUACUUCUUUCAAUCCCGAAAAGACUGCAGUUGACAAUCUCUUACCUUGAUUUAUGGCAAGCACAUUUCUAUCUGACUUACUACAACUUCGUCUUACUGAUUCAUCGCCCUACGCCGAAAUCCAAGAAGGAUAGCUCCACCGAAGGACAAGAGGAUGCUAUACUCUGCAGAGAAGCCGCAGUCACGAUUGCUUCCAUUUUUGAAGUUCUUCUUGACAAGAAAUUCAUCUCUUCUCUAUGGCUGUAUAGCAACCACGUCGUGUUCACCGCGACAAUCUAUAUCAUCAACGAGAUUAGCAAAAAUAAACCUUUGCUAGCUGCCAAGUCUCGGCAAACUUUACACACGUUCUGGAAAGCAUUACGAGAGCUGACGAAGUACUGGAAUUAUGCAGGAGGUUUAUUGAAGGUACUUGAGCAGAAAGCUUCAAGGCCGAGGGGAGAGCGGGUGCAUGCUCCAGGGGAACCCAGUCUGAACUUGCAGGUGGAUGGGCCACUGUUUGAACAACCAAAGGCGGGUCCAUCAACCUGGAAUGACGACGACAGUGUCCUGCCGAGGAAUCCCGAUGCGAACAUCGUCGAUAAUUAUGCAGCAACUACCUCACAAAACAUUACCAUGGACUUUCUCACAGGCGGCCAAGAUCCGUCAUUCAAUGAUUUGUUCUUGGUGGAUACAUCAGCGUUCGACUUUCUCUUUAGCGAGGAUAUCAGCUAA